AAUUAUAAAAUAAAUGCCAUUUUAGCUUUUCUAGGGGCUCUGUUAGUUGAUGGCCACAAUGAAAAAUGGAAGCCAAGAUGAUCUGGUAACCGGCACGCUUCAUAAGCGCAAGAGCUCGAAAGAAUGGCUGGAACCACAGUCGCUUUCUUUUAUGGAGGCUUUAGCUAAAGAAGACACUGAUGCAGCUGUUCAGUCAAUAUUAUAUAGAGAAAAUUAUGUAAUGAAGGAACUAGAUAAAUAUUUAUAUCAUCAUGACUUCUUAAAUGCAAGAAGAAAAGAGAUGUUGUAUAAAAAGUGGGUUGAGUGUGUGGCAGAUCCUCUACAGAAGAAAAUUAUAGAAAAAGUUUGUUCACAUAAGAAGAUUAAAAAGAGGAGACGACAAGAAUUAGACAAUUUUUUGAGAUACGUAAAUAAGAAGGAAACUGCAUUUAUAGAGCAUUAUGAUCCAAAAGAGUAUGAUCCAUUUUAUAUGAGCAAGGAGGACCCCAAUUUUCUGAAGGUUAUCAUGCCACCAUUUCGUGAUCCUCUGAAAAAAGCACAAUAUGACAAGGAUAAUGAAAAGAGAACUCUUCUUCAGUGUGAGACUGGCAAAAUCUAUACAAUGAAAGAAUUUAAAGAGAUCGAGAAGGCCCAAUUGCAUUCCAGGUUCCCGAGUAUUUCUAAUUCAAGGCAAUGCAUGACUCCAAAUGAAUGGCUUAAAGUGCCCAUGAGAUAUAUAGAAAGUGAAUUUUGUAAAAAGAGCAGGGUCAAAGUGAAGGCGAAUUUUAAUGCCAGUACUUUGGAUCUGAAUCCACUGAAAAGGGUACCUACUUUUCUGGAAUCCCAGGAGGAAGAAAAGACGGUCAGUCACAAAAACAAAGGGCUCUCCUCUCUGGACAGUGAAGCUCUGUGUCUCCAGGAGGGAAAGAACCCAAGUUCUAAAGGGAUCAAUUCUGAAGGUCACCAUUCUGCAGACCUCUGCCAGGAAGUAGAAAGGGAUGGGAACCAUGAUGUGGUGAGUGCUAACCAGGAUGCCAUGAGAGCUGAAACAGUUAGUCCCAUUUUGGACGUUGGUGUCGCAGGCUUGCCAGACCGCGUGGCCUUGCUUCGCGCUCGGACUGGGGCAGAGACACCACCCACCGGAACUGACUGA
Phodopus roborovskii (desert hamster) is the source of this 1132-nucleotide messenger RNA. RefSeq names its product family with sequence similarity 228 member B (gene Fam228b). The transcript is spliced from 9 exons. Lineage: Eukaryota; Metazoa; Chordata; Mammalia; Rodentia; Cricetidae. The record is from RefSeq and is a predicted model, not a curated record. Bases 50 to 1132 code for a protein of 360 amino acids.